Molecule: messenger RNA, 399 nt
Organism: Camellia sinensis
Lineage: Eukaryota; Viridiplantae; Streptophyta; Magnoliopsida; Ericales; Theaceae
Molecular function (GO): RNA-DNA hybrid ribonuclease activity; nucleic acid binding
Source: RefSeq, a predicted model, not a curated record
AUGAGGAACUUGGGUGUGUGGCUACUAUGGAAAUUGCACAGUGGAACAAGUCUAGAAGCAAAAUUGUGGGCUAUGUACAAAGGAUUGACUGUCAUACUACAAAAAGGAAUGAACCAAGUCAUGAUUGAGACCGAUGCUGAACAGGUGGUGCAAUUACUGCAAGAAGAACCAGGUGACAGAUGCCCCUUCAAGAACCUGGUGGAAGAUGCUCAAAUACUACUCAGAGAGUGUGAAUGCUCUGUGCAACAUGUCUGGAAAGAAGGAAAUUUUUAUGCUGAUUUUUUGGCAAAAAUGAGAGCCAACCAACCAGAAGAGAUGCUGCUGAUGAACGAUCCAUCGGCUGAGUUAAGAGAGCUGCUUGUAUCUGAUAUGAUAGGAAUGGGUAGGGAGAGGACUUAG